Strongylocentrotus purpuratus (purple sea urchin) is the source of this 2140-nucleotide messenger RNA. RefSeq names its product transmembrane protein 70, mitochondrial. Bases 185 to 979 code for a protein of 264 amino acids. Gene Ontology annotation, cellular component: mitochondrial membrane. The record is from RefSeq and is a predicted model, not a curated record. NCBI's taxonomy places the organism in Eukaryota, Metazoa, Echinodermata, Echinoidea, Camarodonta, Strongylocentrotidae. Gene Ontology annotation, biological process: mitochondrial proton-transporting ATP synthase complex assembly. The transcript is spliced from 2 exons.
CCGGGUGGUACGGUACAGCCGAUAUGCUCAUUCUCAUUCAUCUAGCACAUAAUUCUCGAACUUUUGCUGCUCCAGCUCCCUGGAUUAUCGCUCUGAUCUAGGCCUCGAGCUCCGAACUAAACUGAGAUUUACGUCAAGCCAAGGCGACAGUUUAUUGUCUAGCCAAAAAACGGUCGUAUUCGAGAUGAGUGGCCUCAGCAUAGUAUUUAAAAAAGUUGAAGGAGUAGGCCUACCACAGUUGUUAAAGUUAAUACUGCGGCCUCACGUUGUUCGGGCCCCCACGAUCAUGGCGAGGAGAGUGAUAACGUUACGAAGCUGCUUCUCCAGCUCUGCCUCUGCCCCUGGCAUUGGAAUUCGUCGUGAUUAUUUGACAUCUUCUGACAAUUUGCAGGAAAACCUUCAGUAUAGCAAACUAGUUUAUCCUGGAACUAGGAGUAGAAGGAAGAUAUCAACCAGCUUCAAUCCACUCAAGGUAGAACUCAAGGAAGAGCAGAAUGGAGAAAGGCUCAUAUACAACGGACCCCUCACCAAAAUGGUCUGCCUUGUCAAAUUUUUCUCCUUGUCAACGAGCAUCGUCAGUACUGGAUUGAUUACUACACUUGUCCUUUCUAAUGAGGUUGGUGCGAUGACCUAUAUAGCAGGUGGUAUUUCGUCAUUAAUGAUCUUCACACCCAUCAUCCUGCAUUGGUUCACCAAAGGAUACGUAGCUAAGAUGUACCACAACCACACAUCCCAGACUUACACUGCGUGCACAUUCAAUUUCUUUCUGAGAGACGUGAAGACGGAGUUCCAACAGAGUGAUGUAAGCCUACCCGCAGUCACGAACGCGAUCUCAUCCUUCUCCAUCCGUGACAAAGCAGUGUUGGUUGAUCCUCGUGGUUUCAUCAACCCAAACCAUUACUCUCAUUUGAUGGGAUAUACAGACACUGAUGGCAAUGUCAACUUUGAAAAGCAAUCAAACUCGGAAGAAUUAAGAUGAAAACUAUCACUGCAUAUAGACUUGCAUGACAAGAGAUGUAAUUUUUAUUUCGCAUGAAUAUUGGGAAUGCGAUACUGUAGGAAGUGCUUUUCCCAAUAGCACUAUCAUCAACCUUGAAGGGUAUGCCUGACCCAUUUGCAAGUUGAAUCAAAUGAAUAGAGAAAAAUUAAACAAACAAAACGAUGAAAGUUUCAUACUUUCAUCAAAAUCAAACAAAAGAUAAGAAUGUUAUGACAAUUUUUUGUUUUGUUUGUUUAAUUUUUCUGUAUUUGUUCAAAUGGGCUGGACCUGCCCUUUAAUAAAUAAAUUCAAUUACAUAUAUAACUUGAUCACAAGGGUUAUUGAUCAUCAAAGAUCCUGUGAGUGGAGUGAAGAGUGCCCUGACCACAAGUCAGCUUCAAUAAAUGUAGAAAAGCAGGAAUAAUAAUAAUAAUAUCAGGAAAAAAUCAUAUCAUAUCGAUGUAGAGAUGUUGUGGUCUAUAAGGAUACGUCAUCGGAAUGUAGAUCAUGUGGUUCGCAGUUCGAGUCCCACUAUGGUACUAAUGUCCUUUGGCAAGAAACUUAUCUAAAUUUGCCACUCUCAACCCAGGUGUUGAAUGGGUAACCGGUAGAAUCCGAAAGUUAAUGUGGUUAGAUCUGCAUUUACGUGCUUGUUAAAUGGUGCCUGGCUGAAUAAUCCCCAGGGAGUGGAGGGUGUGCUCUAUCAUGUGCGGAUUAGCGAUUGGAUCCAAUGACUUAGGCAAUUACUAAUUGUAAAGCACUUAGAAACGUAGUACAGUAUGUGUAUGAAAGAAAACAUCCCAAGAAAUAUCUCAAGUUGUUCUAAGAGAUUUAUUAUAUUCUUGCCCAUUAAUCUGCAAGAUUCCCCACCAAAGUGUAUAACAGAGGUACAUGUAUUAAGCAAAAUACUCUAAGCAUACUGUACAGUUAGUUUAUCAGCACGACAUGGUCAACCCAUUUUCUUGAUAACAUGAUGUACUUUGCCAAGUCAAGUAAAUGUAAUCAACUUUAUGAGUGCUCUCUUCCCACGUGUGUGUGGGUGAUGAAAUAUUUCGUUCACAUGCUAUUAUAUUUUGUUAGGUACAACAAUUGUCUAAACGCGAAUUGAAUGAAUAAAUGUACGUGUUGCCCUUCCGGGUGAACGUUUUUGCAUAAAUGCAA